Messenger RNA from Thyridium curvatum, 657 nucleotides. RefSeq lists its product as uncharacterized. Lineage: Eukaryota; Fungi; Ascomycota; Sordariomycetes; Thyridiales; Thyridiaceae. Bases 1 to 657 code for a protein of 218 amino acids. The transcript has a single exon. The record is from RefSeq and is a predicted model, not a curated record.
AUGGCCGCCGCAAUGGGCCCCUGCCUUCGCUGCGGCGACAUCACCCCAAAUCUAUGCUUUGUCUGCGACAACGAGUUCUUCUGCCAGGAGAGGUGCGCCGGGCUGUCCACUGAGGACCACAAGAGCAGGUGCCACUCCGACAGAGAGGAUCUGGAGACAUCUGCACACGAACUAGUGUACUACGCCACGCAUUUUGCCAAUUUCUCGAUACCGUAUAACGGACCGAUGGAGUUCUACUCAGAUUUCCGAGUCGCCGUUAUGAGAGAAUGCGGCGAAGAGAGCAAUCUGUACGACACCAUCCGCUUCGUCUGCGAGGAGAAGAGGGAUAGUGAGGAAAACAUCAGGGACGAAACCAUGGCAUCGCCCGAGCUGAUCGACAGGUGGCGCAAGAACAAGGUGCUCGGAACGAAGCUGGCCGGAAUCUUCACGCUGAUCCCCGUUCCCACCAACGGCGUGCACCCCCUUUCAUCCCCUUACGACAUGCGCCUGCUGGCCCUCCGCCACUGGGUCGAGAUGAAUUACGCUUUCCUGAAUGGCAAGAGCGAUCUUUACUGGAUCCUCAUGCCGAUGGAUACUGAGGGCACGGAGGAGGAUUAUGGUACUCAGCUUGAAGCAAAGCAGAGGUUUAUCUGCCGCAAGCAGGGCUACCCCGUCUGA